GACGCGGCCCGGCGCUGCAGGUGUGCCAAAAUGUCAGAAAGAUCAGAUAUUCUUCACUUCAAGUUUGACAACUAUGGGGAUUCGAUGCUACAGAAAAUGAACAAACUGAGAGAAGAAAACAAGUUCUGUGAUGUUGUGGUGCAUAUAGAUGAUGUCGAAGUUCAUGGGCAUAAAAUUGUAUUUGCUGCUGGCUCUCCCUUUUUACGAGAUCAGUUCUUACUGAAUGACUCCAGAGAUGUAAAAAUCUCUAUACUGCAGAGUUCGGAAGUGGGGCGGCAGCUGCUUCUGUCCUGUUACAGUGGCAUUCUGGAGUUUCCUGAAAUGGAGCUGGUAAACUACUUGACUGCUGCAAGCUUCCUGCAGAUGAGCCACAUCGUUGAACGAUGUACACAGGCCCUCUGGAAGUUUAUAAAACCGAAGCAGCCACUGGAGAGCAAAGAGUGCGAACAGCAGAGCGACUCCUCUGAGCUGAAGGAACAUCAAGGGGACGACGACUCUCUGCAGCAAGAUUCACCUUGUAUCCAACCUUCAGAAGACAGUAUGGACAUGGAGGAUAGCGAUAUUCAGAUCAUCAAGGUGGAGUCCAUUGGGGAGGUAACAGAAGUCAGAAAUAAGAAGGAUCAGAACCAGUUUAUUUCUUCUGAACAAACUGCGCUGCAUUCCUCGGAGCCGCAACACUUUCUUAUCAACUCCACUGUUGAAAACAGGGCAAGUGAAAUAGAGCAAAACCACCUCCACAACUAUGCCCUUUCCUAUGCUGGCAGUGAUAACAUCAUUCUGGCCUCUAAAGAUAUGUUUGGGCCCAACAACCGAGGUAUAGACAAAGGCCUUCAGUGGCACCAUCAGUGUCCAAAGUGCACAAGAGUGUUUCGGCAUCUGGAAAACUAUGCUAAUCACUUAAAGAUGCAUAAACUAUUUAUGUGUCUGCUCUGUGGCAAGACAUUCACUCAGAAGGGCAAUCUCCACCGGCACAUGAGAGUGCACGCAGGCAUCAAACCCUUCCAGUGUAAGAUCUGUGGGAAAACGUUCUCUCAGAAAUGUUCCUUACAGGACCAUCUCAACCUGCACAGUGGGGACAAGCCCCACAAGUGUAACUACUGUGACAUGGUUUUUGCGCAUAAACCCGUUCUGAGGAAACACCUUAAGCAGCUACACGGUAAAAAUAGCUUUGACAAUGCCAAUGAAAGGAACGUUCAAGACAUAACAGUGGACUUCGAUACAUUCACAUGUAGCGCUGCUACAGACAGUAAGGUCUGUCAGCAAACUGAUGCAAGCCAGGUACUGGAUGCAGGGAAGCUGCCUCAGGCUGUGCUCGGUUUAAGAAAUGAUAGUACCUGCGUCAACUGAGCAGUUAAAACCAGCCCUUUGUAGAGAUCGUGACUGAGGAGCAGACAGUUGGUUUGGGCUCUUACCUAAGCUAGUGGUAUGCCCUGAAAGGAUGGAUGGCAGGUUGGAUUGCAAAACCUGGCAGGUCUCCAGCCACCAUUCUUAGUCUUACUUGAUAUUUUCUGUGAAUAGCAAUCUUCCUUCAGGUUUCUGCCUGUGUCUCUACUGUGGAUUAUGGGGUGAAUUGUUUCAUUUCUCUCUGAUUACGAGACUCAAGACUAACACCUUUUGAAAGACUGUUGCUGUGGGCUGCCAGUAAGCCAUCUGCUGUACAGUUAGAGGACUCUGUCUGGGCAGAUGGAGGAGAGAGCAAAGAGGACAAGUCUCUGAGAUAACCCAAUUAUUAUUUUUUUUUAAUCACUGGAUAACUGAAAGCACUCCAUAUAGUUAAAUUUAAAAUUACCUCUUAAAAUUACCCUUCUCUGGUCUUAUCUCUAGACCCCUACAGUUGAAAUGAAGUAUUUUUGUGUCACUUUUUUGCCCUUUCUAAACUAUUUCAAGAAAAUUCCGCUGCCAGUCAAUGCUAUCUUAAAAGCUCUCAGGGU
Nestor notabilis (Kea) is the source of this 1931-nucleotide messenger RNA. It is a transcript of the gene ZBTB26, whose product is annotated as zinc finger and BTB domain containing 26. The record is from RefSeq and is a predicted model, not a curated record. Gene Ontology annotation, molecular function: protein binding. The coding region runs from base 31 to 1347 and encodes 438 amino acids. Gene Ontology annotation, biological process: regulation of cytokine production; negative regulation of transcription by RNA polymerase II; regulation of immune system process. Lineage: Eukaryota; Metazoa; Chordata; Aves; Psittaciformes; Psittacidae. The transcript has 3 exons.